Messenger RNA from Bactrocera tryoni, 626 nucleotides. Its product is annotated as peptidyl-prolyl cis-trans isomerase FKBP2. Bases 124 to 543 code for a protein of 139 amino acids. The transcript has 2 exons. The record is from RefSeq and is a predicted model, not a curated record. Gene Ontology annotation, biological process: protein peptidyl-prolyl isomerization. Lineage: Eukaryota; Metazoa; Arthropoda; Insecta; Diptera; Tephritidae. Gene Ontology annotation, molecular function: peptidyl-prolyl cis-trans isomerase activity.
AUCUACUACAAAUAACUACAAAUCAGCAUCUGCUGCGUGGAACAAUUUACUUGCUAUAUCUAUAUAUUUUACAAUAAUACAAUAUUCAUAAGUAAUUAACAUUAUAAUAACAUUCAACUAAAAAUGAAGUUUUUCUUAAUAUUACUUACAUUAACUGUAAUAACCCUGAACGCUUUUUCCAAGGAAGAUUCGAAACCCACGAUAAAAAUUGGUAUUAAAAAGAGGGCGGAAAAUUGCGAAGUAAAAGCCCGUAAGGGAGAUACUAUUCACGUUCAUUAUAGGGGUACGUUAAAAGAUGGUACCGAAUUCGACAAUAGUUAUGAUCGUAAUAAAGCGUUUUCUGUGAGACUUGGAGCCGGUCAAGUGAUAAAAGGAUGGGACCAAGGGCUGUUGGGCAUGUGCGAAGGUGAAAAACGUCGUUUGGUCAUACCGCCUGAAUUGGGUUAUGGCAAAGCAGGAGCUGGUGACAAAAUACCCCCAGAUGCAACAUUGGUAUUUGAGGUUGAAUUAGAAAAGAUUGAUAGACCAAAAGUUGAUCUAUAAAAUCACUAUUAGCUGAAUUUAAAUUAUCUUAAUAAAAUACUAUCUUUCGAAUAAAAUCAGUUUUUAUACUAGUAUGAACAAAA